UGACAACCCGAUACAUUGCAGGAUGCCAGCAGCACAGGAUCUCCACGAUGUGUACCCGCGGAACUCGCUGCUGUGGAAAACUGCCACGGGGAUGGGAUUGGGCGUCUUGACCAUCGUGAUGUCCCCGGUGCGUUGCACAUGUUGAUCCCGACCUUCAUGUGCAGGAUCGUUGUCGCGUUAGCUGUGGAUGUGUGGACUCCUCUUGUACAUCCCGUACAAGAAGUUCAAAGGGCUCUUUGAAUCACGUCGAGCCAGCGAUCGGUUCGUCUAUGGCAUAUCCGAACCCGCAAACUCGUCAACGUCUCCCCCCACCUACACCAUGCCGUCACAGUACAUCACCGCUCGCGACGACACUCGCAUCGCCAUCGACUUGUAUCUCCCCGCCGGUACAAGCAACUUGACUUCUCCCUCGACGGAGCAUGCAGCGCCUGUUGCUUGCAUCCUUACGCAAACUCGCUACUUUCGAUCGAUCUCCCUUCGGUGGCCAUGGCGCCUCUUCAUUAACAAAGGUCGUCCCAUGAGCUUUCUGCACACUCGUUACUAUGAAAGCAUGCUCCAAGCUGGCUACGCCGUCGUGGCGUUGGACCUGCGUGGAACUGGCGCGUCGUUUGGGACCCACCUCCAUCCCUGGCACCCGAGCGAACGCCAGGACAGCGUCGACGUCAUCGACUGGAUCACAAGGCAGCCAUGGAGCAAUGGCCGCGUCGGGCUGUGGGGUAUGAGCUACGAAGCGACGGCGGCGUACUUGACUGUAUCGAAGCACCAUCCCGCCAUCCGGGCUUGCGUGCCCAUGUACAUGUUCUACGACAUGUACAACGAUAUCGCGUCGCCAGGAGGCAUCGCCCAACACUUUUUCACGCAAAAGUGGGCCGAACUGAUCGAGUUCCUUGACCGCAACGAUUUUGGAGCCCUGCCGUCGAUGAAUGGCGUGGGUGGCUUGUUUUUUCAAGGAGUUGCUCCCGCUUCCCGAGACUGGCACGACUUGACAAGUGCGGUUGCCGACCACAAACCCAACUGGAAGGCUGAGAUCAACCCCAUCUUGGACCGAGACACUCCCACGUCGGGCGAUGUGACGGCAGGGGCGUUGUCUCUGUGCCAUGUUCGUCAUGCCGUCAAAACUGCCGGUGUCCCAAUACUGUUCUACACGGGCUGGUUCGAUCAAACCGUACGCAGCUCGCUGCAGGGGUUUACGCUGCACCCAGAGCGUAGCAAGGUGAUCAUCGGGCCAUGGAACCACAGUGGCGUGCAGUUUUACGACCCGUAUACCCAAGCCCCGCAGAAGACGCAAUGCGCCCACGUUGACCGCGUCAUCGCCUUUUUCCGACAACACUUGGACGAGGUGGGUCCACCAGCCACUAGCGCCAACUCGAUGGAGCCGUCCCUUGGCACUGUGGAAUAUUUCACACUGGGCGACAACAAGUGGCGCAUGGCCGAGUCGUGGCCGCCGCCAAACAUGUCGCGGCGCUCAUUCUUUCUGUCCAUGCGAGAUCGCAAGCUCGUCGAUGACAUCGAUCAAGUUCAAGAUGGAGCGUUCACGUGGGCCGUCAACGCUCAGCGCGACCUCGGCGGAGUCUCUCGGUGGCAAGCCACGAUCGAAGUCUUCAAUCACAUGCACUACAAAGGAUGGGAAGCCGCCAACCACGUCAUUUUUACGUCGGCGCCAUUGGACGACGUUAUGACGAUCGUCGGCACGCCCGUCGUGACGCUGUGGCUGGCAUCGACGGCGCCCGAGUCGGGUGACAUUUUCGUCUACCUCACGAUACUGACCUCCACGUCCGAGGUGGUGUACGUGACGGAAGGCCACUUGCGCGCGGCGCAUGGACAGAUCACUGGAGAUGACGAGAACCUGCCGCAUUACCCAGACGAGAACGUUCCCCGCCAUUCAUUUUACGCCAAGGACCGCCGCCCCAUCGACACUCCGACCAAAGUCACGUUUGGUUUGCUUCCGAUUGCACAUCAAGUACCUCGUGGAUCCUGUGUCCAAGUCCGCCUCUCCGGCCAUGACGCCAAGCACUUCACGGAGGUCGAUCCGACAAGGUCCAUGGAACUCACAGCCACGGCGACGCGCGCGUCGAGCUUGACUCUGCCCCUUCUCGACAGCUAAGAGCGCGUCCAUGCCAGACGUACGAAGGACACAAAGACGCGUGCACCAUCGUCCCGUGGUCAAAGUUCAUCCUAAACCGACUCCCAAAUCCAUGGAAGAGCGAGUUAGCGAGGACGUAGCUGGUUGGAAGUGGUUGAAGGUCGAAUAUGUGGACGAGGAGUUGCACGCAUCUUUGACGACCCACAACAAGGCGCAACUACGUGUCGAGGAUUUGGAAUUGAUUCGGUAAAAUAGGCUAGUUGCCAAGCAAGUCGUAGUCGUCCAGCUUGUCGUUGUACUUGAGGAUCGUCCGCUUGAUCUUGGAGCUGUCUACCCACGUGACAAAGUCCUCGAAUGGCCGGGUCACCAUAAACCCGGGAUCUGUCACGGUGUUGGGGCCGACGCGGACGUGGCCUUGUUCAAUGAACGUCGUGGCUUCUUUGAUGUUUUCGCUCAUCUUGAGGCGCACCAUGACCACUGGCAAGCGGCGGCGGCAGAAUGAGCUCACGUUCAGUUCCUCGGCUUUCAGCAAGCUCUUCGUGCUGUUGAUGAUGCCCAUGUGGUACAGCUUUUCAAGCAGCUUCUCCGUCGUCUUAAUGCGGAACGGGUCGUUGGCCGGGCGCUUCUUCAACCUGGCCACGACGCGCCCGAUGUCACCGACGAGCUUGUUGUACUUGUGGUACUGCUCGCGGUCCGGCAGGCGGUAGCGACGAAUAACCUUGAUCUCAUGCAAGUUGUUUUCGUUGCGCCAGUCGAGCAAAUCGACCUUCUUCAGCAACUUCUUCUCAUGGUACUUGAACUGGCGCAUGCUGGCG
Aphanomyces invadans is the source of this 2898-nucleotide messenger RNA. RefSeq lists its product as hypothetical. NCBI's taxonomy places the organism in Eukaryota, Oomycota, Saprolegniomycetes, Saprolegniales, Verrucalvaceae. Bases 188 to 2104 code for a protein of 638 amino acids. Gene Ontology annotation, molecular function: dipeptidyl-peptidase activity. The transcript has 9 exons. The record is from RefSeq and is a predicted model, not a curated record.